AAGAAACGUAGAUCUCUGAAAUAAAAUAAAGGCAAACAGGUUCCUGUGAGCGCAGCCGGGGGGGCCGGGGCUGAGGGUGCCGGGGCCGCGGCUGAGGCGCACGAACACGGCUCCGGAGCGGCUCAGGGCUCCCGGAUCUGGGGACAGAAGUGAGAUUGGAGAAAGUAGAGCGAUGCCAAGGAGGAAACAGCAAGCACCCAAACGGGCUGCAGGUUACGUCCAAGAGGAAGAUUUAAAGGAAGAGGAAGAUAUAAAGGAGGAGGAAGAAGAUGAUGAUGACAAUUCAACUGCUCAGCUCCAGGGCAGCAAUGACACCGGAACGGAUGAAGAACAUGAUGUGGGUCCUGAGCAGAAAGGGAACUUCAGCUACCAGAAUUCCCCUGUCAGUCAUAUAUCUACCCAAGAUGCAGAAAAUGAAUCACUGCUGAGUGAUGGUAGUGACCAUGUGACAGAUGUUAAAAGCAUUUGCUCUAGAGAGCCGCAGGAUCCAAAAACCAGCACCCAUCCCAAAGCCCAGAAUGAAGCACACAACUGCAUGGAUAAAAUGACAGCAGUCUAUGCCAACAUACUGUCAGACUCUUACUGGACAGGCUUGGGGCUGGGUUUCAAGUUGUCCAACUCUGAAAAGAGGAGUUGCGACAACAGAAAUGGAGGGAGCAAAGCUGAUUUUGAUUGGCAUCAAGACGCACUGUCAAAAAGCUUACAACAGAAUUUACCUUCCAGACCUGUCUCGAAACCCAACCUGUUCAGCUCCGUCCAGCUCUACCGGCAGAGCAGCAAAAUGUGUGGGACGGUGUUCACUGGUGCCAGCAGGUUUCGGUGCCGGCAGUGCAGCGCAGCCUACGACACGCUGGUCGAACUAACAGUUCAUAUGAAUGAAACAGGUCACUACCAAGAUGACAACCACAAAAAGGACAAGCACAGACCUACCAGCUACUCUAAGCCUCGAAAAAGGGCUUUCCAGGACAUGGACAAGGAAGAUGCACAAAAAGUUCUGAAGUGCAUGUUCUGCGGUGAUUCCUUUGAUUCCCUUCAAGAUUUGAGCGUUCACAUGAUCAAAACAAAACAUUACCAAAAAGUGCCUUUGAAGGAGCCGGUACCAACCAUUUCUUCAAAAAUGGUCACUCCAGCAAAGAAACGCGUGUUUGACGUUAACAGGCCUUGUUCCCCCGAUUCCACAACGGGGUCUUUCUCAGACACUUUUUCUCCACAGAAGAAUGGGAACCUGCAGUUAUCCUCCAACAACCGCUACGGCUACCAGAAUGGUGCCAGCUAUACGUGGCAGUUUGAGGCCUGCAAAUCCCAGAUUUUGAAGUGUAUGGAGUGUGGAAGUUCCCAUGACACUUUGCAGCAGCUCACGACCCACAUGAUGGUUACUGGCCACUUCUUGAAAGUCACAAGUUCAGCUUCGAAGAAAGGAAAGCAACUUGUUCUAGAUCCUUUAGCUGUGGAAAAAAUGCAGUCGCUCUCUGAAGCACCAGCCAACGACAGCCCGGUGUCAAAAUCAAUCAGUAAAUCAUCAUCUGCAGAAUGCAUAGCUCCUGCAUCUGAAAUUAAAAAAGAAAGUAAAAAAGAUAAAGCUGAUGAUGCAAACAAAGAUGAGAAAGCAGUAAAAACUGAAGAGUAUGAGGACACUCUUCAGAAACCACUGGAUCCCACAAUGAAAUACCAGUACCUCAGAGAAGAAGAUUUAGAAGAUGGUUCAAAAGGUGGUGGGGACAUUUUAAAGUCUUUGGAGAACACUGUCACGACGGCCAUCAAUAAAGCUCAAAAUGGAGCACCUAGCUGGAGCGCAUAUCCCAGCAUCCACGCAGCUUAUCAGCUCUCAGAAGGAGCUAAGCCAUCUUUGCCUGUGGGUUCCCAAGUACUGCAAAUCAGGCCAACAAUGGCCAACAAGUUGAGGCCCAUAGCUCCAAAGUGGAAAGUCAUGCCUCUCGUCCCUAUCUCAGCAAACGUGGCUCAGUGCACUCAAGUGAAGAAGGAAACUGAUGACAGGGAGGAGGUACAAAAGGACUAUGCUAAAGAGAGCAUUCAAGCUGAGCAUGUUUCACUCAGCCAGACUGAGAGGGGACCUAUCCUCAAAUCUGAAGCCUCUGGGGAGCCAAAAAAGACAGAACCAUGUCCCUUGAAAGAGGAAGACAAAAUUAAAGAGGACAGUGGAAAAGAAAAAUCAGCCCUCAAGGAACCAACAACAGCUUCUCUUAGUAAUGGUUGUGCUGCUGCCAACCAUUCAUCAGAGCUGCCUUGUGUCAACCCUCUCAGUGCCCUGCAGUCGGUACUGAAUAAUCACUUGGGCAAAGCCACUGAGCCUCUACGGCCCCAGUCCAACUCCAGCCCCAGCUCUAGCACGAUUUCUAUGUUCCACAAAUCUAAUUUAAAUAUGAUGGAGAAGCCAGUUUUAUCUCCUACUCCAACCCCACCAAAGCCUGCAAGCGUAACCAGGCACUAUUUGUUUGAAAAUAAUGAUCAGCCUAUUGACCUGACCAAAUCUAAAGGCAAGAAAGCUGAGUCAGCUCAAGCACAAUCCUGUACUUCUCCACCUCAAAAACAUGCUCUGUCUGACAUUGCUGAUAUGGUCAAAGUUCUUCCCAAAGCUACUACACCAAAACCUGCUGCAUCUUCAAGGAUCCCAUCUAUGAAGUUGGAAAUAGAUGUCCGACGCUUUGAAGAUGUCUCAACAGAAGUCUCCACUCUGCAUAAAAGGAAGGGCAGGCAGUCGAAUUGGAACCCUCAGCAUCUUCUCAUUUUGCAAGCUCAGUUUGCUUCCAGCCUCUUCCAGACAUCCGAAGGUAAAUAUUUAUUAUCAGAUCUAGGCCCACAGGAGCGUAUGCAGAUCUCAAAAUUUACCGGACUGUCAAUGACCACCAUCAGCCACUGGUUGGCAAAUGUCAAGUACCAACUUAGGAAAACUGGAGGAACAAAAUUUUUGAAAAACAUGGACAAAGGGCAUCCAGUCUUUUAUUGCAGCGACUGUGCAUCUCAGUUUCGAACCCCAUCUACUUACAUUAGCCACUUAGAAUCCCAUCUAGGUUUCCAAAUGAAAGACAUGAACAGGCUGGCUGUGGAGCAGCAAACCAAGGUAGAGCAAGAAAUCUCCAGAGUUUCAGUUCAAAGGUCUCCUGAAACAAUAGCUGGAGAAGAGGACACAGACUCUAAGUUCAAAUGUAAGUUGUGCUGUCGGACAUUUGCGAGCAAACAUGCUGUAAAACUUCAUCUAAGCAAAACACACAGCAAGUCACCAGAACACCAUUCACAAUUUGUAGCAGAAGUGGAUGAAGAAUAACUCUUAAGGACGAAUGCCUUAGCUCCAGCUCUCCAGCCCAGGCUCCCACACCCAGCCCGUCUCUGCGCAUCACCCCAAUCCUGACAUUGAACUCACAGCAACCCGGACCGAGAAGACUGCCAAAAAAUCUCCAGCUAUUCUUCUUCAUCCUCACUAACAAUUUGGUAAUGAAGUAUUGAUUUCCACUCUCCUGCUUAUGGACGAUAUUAGAUUUUCAUUGAUAAACUGCACUGGGGCUGUCUGGUCUCCACUGUCCCUUUUUGCUGUCACUAAAACAAAGUGCCACUGAAGUAAGAUAAUGACUGAGAACAUUGAUGUACUUAUUUCGUCAAUUUGUAACACUUGACAGGAAAAAAAAAAUUCUUCAUAGUUUAAUGUCCAACUGUUCUACACAAGAUGCAGUCACAUUGGAAGCUUUACUUUUCAUGGUAAUGUCCAUUUCCUAUUUAUAACCCCUUUGGGAUAGUUUGUCUAAAGGAAAUGUUUCUAUUCAGUGCAGCUAUUACUGUUGCACCUGGGUUGCCCAAUCCAGUCAUUGCACUAGGGAUCAAUACAUCACAGUAAGUACAAGAAUUAUUAAGUUAAAACAGAUUCUGAGCCAAAAAACCUCUGAACAAUGUUAAUCUUCUGUGCAAGUUGUUCAAAUAGUUACGCUUAACCAUGUUGCUGCCAAAGAUUUGUUUGAAAUGGAUUAUUGUCAGUUUGUUCUAUUCCUCAGAUAUAUAUAUAUAUAUAUUUAAAUCUCCGUUACGGUUUAUGACGGGACGUGCGAUGGAGUGGUUUUUAGAGAGAAGUACUAUUGUUAGAUUGCUGAGCGUUAUGUGAGCGUAGGUAUAUCUAUAUAUAAAUAUCACUGUGCACAUAUCUAUAUAUAGAUAUAAGAUAACACAGUGCAAGUCCUUUCUCAGUUAGGUGCGUGCAAAUCCAGAUCUCUGAGUCGGAGCCAAUGGAGCCCCGUUGGGUUCACGGCCUGCUUGGAGGUCAGGGCUGCCGGCCCGGCCCGGGGGAAGGGCUGAGGAUGGCAACUUCAAAUCCUAACUUUUUUCAUUAAAACUUUGAGCUCCCGAUUUUAAUUUGUGGAAUAUUCACGUUAAUAAUGAGAUCUAAUUAAGACAUCCAUUAAAAGCCCGUUAAAGUUAAUUUAACGUAAAAAUUCCAAUAGAACUGUAUUAGAUUUUCUCCAUUAAAUUAACGUUAUGGAUUUUUAACGGAUGUCUUAAUUAUACAUUAUUAUUAACGGGAAUACUGUAUCACACAGAUUAAAAUCGGGUCCCGAGUCAACUCACAAGAGCUGGCUGGGUGUGCUGAUGCCACCAGCGCGACCCGACGCACUGCCUGCAGAGCCCUGCUUGCUCCAGCCGAGCUUUUCCUGGCAACUGGAGCAACCUGCAGCAGACAAAUCCAUCUCUGCGUUUAACAAUGAGCUUUCCUGAGUCUCAAAGGCAAGAUGUGCCUGGAUCCAGUUGCAAACCGUUACUCUGUCGCGAAUGAAAUAUUCAAAGUACGCUGGGCACAAUUUGAGAAUUGGAUUUUUCUCAUGCAAGAGAGAGGGCUUUGGGCUGUCUUCUACUAUUAUAUUUUAGACAUUCAAGGAUAAAAUUCGAGUGCAGCAUUCACAACGUCGGACUGAAUGUGUUUACUGUAUCCCCCCUUGCUUUUGCGCGUGGGCCUCUUUUGGAGAUGUUUGGGAAAUUUUGACAUGAUCCCUAAAUUCGACAUGGAGGAGAAAAAAAAGGCCCUUCUUAUUUACCUCCUAGGGAAAGAGUUGCCCUUAUGCCACAUAUAAUAGCAAAUUGCUUUUUUUAUGGCAUGCAUAACCUAGAUGGGAAAAAAUAUGGCGCUUGAGGGAAGGAGGGAAAAAGUAAAUGAAGUUCCAGGAAUGUCAUUCUGAAGUAAUGAGGCAUGGACAGAAAAUAUACCCCUCACAUCAUCGGAUUGAGAUGGCAGUCGAAAUAGCUUCAUUGAAGUGUCAGCACUCAUCCAUCAAUCAAUCAUCCACAAGGAAAAAUAGCGACAGUACAACGGGGCGGCUUUUAUGGGAUUUACUCAUGGGCAUAGGGAAUAGCAGCUCAAAUGUAGUUCUGACAUGAAAAGCAAGGUGCUGAUAUUAUUUUUUAUGAUGGGAGGAUCAUAAAGUGAAUUGAGAACAGUGAGGUCUGUCUUUGCUUAACCUAUUCAACUGGAAAUGAACGGAGCUCAACUGGAAACGAGCAGAGCCUUCAGAUGGGUUAAGAUUGAAGCCUGCGCCGUGCUGAGUGCCGUCCAUUGACAACAAAAUUCUAUUAAAGCAAAAUCAAUGCAUUAGCAUCGAGCUCUGCAGAAGCUGUUAAAUUGCACAGCCCAGUUCAGAGUUAUUAAGUGAAGUUACACAAGGUGAGGGCCCGCAGCACAGACCCAAAAGCAGCGCCGCAAUAAAACGCCACCUGGGAGAAACUGCCAGCAUGGCUCCAUCCCCGCUCCUCUCCUGAGCUUUUGUAGGUGUUAGAACACUGCUGGCCUCAUUCUGGCCCUCGAUGGAUGAAAAUCCCACCGACUCCUGCGCCCACUGGUUGGUGUCCUGCAGUUCCGCCGUGACAGAAAUGUGACCCGGAGCUGCAGGAGGGCACCCCCAGCCCAAGCAUCGGGGCUGUGCAGGGCACCUGCUGCUCACCUUUGGCAGAAGAGAGGUGCUCCCGUGUCUGCAGCAGGCUGUGGUUGUGCUCAUGGUGAGGAGGGGGGCCAGCAUCCAUCACCGCCUCAUUUGAGAGGGCUUUCUGGCUGUCAGGGCUGGAAGCACGGUGGAUCCGGGGCUGAUCCCACCGAGGGAGGGCUGGCUCGCCCCACGCCUUGUUUUGCUCAAGAAGCUUUGCUCUGGCACAGGCAAGUGCAGGGACAGCUACUUCAUUUAAAAUCUGGCCACAAACCUUUAUUACACAGUGCUAAACCUUGAUUAUUUUGCCUGCAUCGCUGUCCUCUGGGAACAUUUUAUAUACACAUUUGAAUUAAGUGAUUAUUUUUUUUUUUUACAAUAAGAUAUAAAAAAAGAAAAUGUACGUCUCUCCUCUCUCUUUCUCUGUAUGAAACUGGAAGAGUUGAUAGUUUAUCUGUCAUAUAAAUCAGGUAACAUAGAAAAUCAUUGCAUCUUUUCUCUGUCGUAUCUACUCAAUAUCUAUCGCUCUGACUUUUAUUCUUAUUGGAGAUCAUCAAAACAUUAAUUAAAAGCCUGGUGAUCAAACAGCCGAAUAUUUAUGAUUCACGUCCUUGCUUAUUAACAAGUGGCAUAUUGAUACACCACGUAUCCAAGCUGUUUAUGCUCUUGCACUGCAAUAAAGCAGCAAGAAUUGUUACCUCUGUACACUGCUUUGAGAGAUUUAUUCAGAAACCAGAACUCCCUUCCUGCCCCCAUACGUGUCAAAAAAAGCCAUAUCACCUUAAAAAUAUAUAUUUUAUUUUAAAAGGGGGAGACAAAAUUAGCAUCUCUUUGGAACCUAAUAUAUAAGAAUUCCAGUGUAUCAGUCUCAGGUGUUUUUCCGGGCCUUUAUUAUUUCAGUUGAGAAGGAGGACACUUAACUUUAAAAAUGGCUGUCAUUAGUGCAAUAAUAAUUGUCGGUUUAAAAAAAUCUUUGAGAAUCCACUAACAAACCUACCUAGUAAUUACUUGUCAGUGCAACUUCAUCAUGAUUUUUAUUACCUACUUGUGAAAGUAUUUACAGGACUGACCUCCCGAGCUUUUUUAGAGAUCACGGAGGAUAUAGGAAGUCGUGUUUAAAAUCAAUAAUUAUAUAUUAACACAAUAGGGGUUGAGGCCUUCCAAGCCAUCUUUGCAGGCUGUGGUGCCUGCUCACACCUCUGCAGGGCAAUCGCUGUUUUCCUAAGUUUUAGUCUCAAUUCUUUCAUCCAUCACAUUGUGACAAAGCGCCCUGUUUGCCACUGAUCCUCUGUGCCCUCUGCCCCUUGGGCAGAUCCCCGAUGAGGUGUGCAGGCACAGAUGGGCUUUGCACAGAAAACAAACAGCAAUCUGUGAUAGAAGGGCUGAGUACAGAAAAGGCAGGAAAAACAAUGGGGUUCGGGGCAGCCCUUGGGUAAGUGCUACCCAGAGGGAUUUGCUGUUAGGGUGCUUCUUCCUGCUAAUUACCAACGGCCUGACCCUGCCUGCAGUCUGUCCCCAGUGCCAGCUGGCCCUGCGAUGAGUCCUGCAGGAAGAAGACACUGCAGCCAAACCCACUGAGGAAAUAGAUGGCCAAAGGUGGCAGACAGAGGUUUCCAUGGACGUUUCUUCCCAGCACAGUGGGGCUCUGCUCAGUGCUUGGGGACAGGCUGGGCUGAGGCCGUGUCCCCAUCCCCAAUGUAACUCUCCAGCUGGUCCAAGUGUUCCUGCGACGUGGAGGUGGCUCUCUGUCACACAGAGCCUUUGUCUUCUCAAACAGAUAUACGAUGCAAUUUAUAUUUAAAAUUCUCUCCAUAAAGACAGUAUUGAUCACAGAUUCCCAAUCAAUACAUUGCAAUUACAACAGGCUUUAAGGGCCAUCUGUCCCCAAGCAAAAGAACUGAUAUAACCACCUCUAUAUUUUUUGAAAAACCACUACUGUUGUGUGCCCAUCCUCCUGCACAUCCCGAUGCAUCAUUUUUGCUCCCAGGAAGAGGUGGUUGGGAGCUGCAUAGCUGUAAUUCCUCUUGCCUGCCCCACACAAAGUGACAGGGGACAGCUUCUCUUCGGGCUACAAAGUCACUAUGGGGUCCAUGGCGACUUUGCUGGCUGCUUUUCCUGCUGCCCUCACACGUGAGCCACCUGCUGCCUCUUCCCUUCUUCCCACCCCAUCUGCUGUAGGAAAUGAUCCUCCAGGCAUUACUGAAUUUCUCUAAAACAAAUGACUUUUCAGGAACACUGCUGAACAGUUUCAGUCGGGCACCAGGAGGUACAAACUGAGUCUUUUUUAUGUAUGACACUCUGGGCCACAGACAGAAACAUUGCAGAUUUUGUAAGGGAUAAAACUACAUGCAUCUAACGGUAGAUUUCAAGUCAUGUGUCACCAAAUUAAGGAGCUGCUUCAUCAGCACCUGAAGCCAACACACUCCUUUCUGUUGAUGGCACUGAAUAAAUACCCACCACAGAAAGAAAUGCUGCCUGCAGUUUCCUUUUCCUUCUUUUCUUAAAGCAGUUUCCUGCAGUAAUGGCAGCACACCACAAGUACAGAGUGCAGGGUUUUGUUCUCCAAAUGUCUUUGGAGGGGAAACGAGGGAAUACAAAAGCGGGGACAGCAGAAGCUGCAGUCAGACCUUCGCAAGUGACCGUGUGCCAGGAGCCGUGGUCACAUUCUGAAUGCAGCUGUGUGGUGUAAAUCCAGAGUAACUCCUUCCUUUGGGUUCGGUUUAUUCACAAGAGCCAAGCGCAGUCCGAGCAGUCCUCACCUCGGACUCCUCACGUGUUUAGAGGGUUCUGAAAACAGCUUCAGCAAACAGUCUCUGGGUUGGCGCAGAUUAAAUCUAAGGCACAGUCUGCACUUAGAAGUUGUACAGUUAUGUCAGGGAAGUGACUGCAAAAACUUCUUGUCGAGGUGACUACACUGGUAGGAAUCCCAGUGUGAAGCCAGUUGUAGCACUAGACAGCAGUGCAGCCCGUGUUGCAUUGCUGGACGACUUACAGCAGCAGAAGCACUUCUAUCCCAGUACACUUCAGCCUGCGCUUUGGCAGCUCGGUGUUUUUUGGCAAAAAUAUUAAGAGUAGAUAGAAGUUUAAGCUGGCGCUGCUCUUUUUGGUACCAAAGUGUCUGUACAAUAUUUUCUUGGAGAGUAUUUUAAAGAUUAAAGCAAUGGUACCUCUGGGCCCAACCGCAGUCAUAAACCUCCAGUUUGUCCUCACUCACAGCUGAUGAAACGGCUUCAGGCCUUUGUAGAAAGCCCUGCUGGACUUCACACGCUCACCCCAAGCAGGUCGGGUGGCUCUGCUGAGGUCACACCACCUAGCUUUCCUCCGAGUAAAGACGACAAAUUCUCUCCAUAGACAUCUCAGAUGAGAAAGCAGGAAAUAAAGAUGGACGUUUUAAAACGCAAAUGGAAAUAAAACCUCGCUGAGUGCAGCAGCGCAGCCAUGGCGCUCCGCCCCGCUGGGUCCCUCCAUAGCUGUGCCCACCUGCACUCAGCACCGAGCGAAGCUGCAGAUCUCUUCAGGAUAGACGAAGCAAUGUUUUGGCUUUAGAGCACAGCAAAUGCUGGAAUGUGCAAUACAGGUUGCAAAAGCUGACAAGCUAAACAGUUCUUAUUUGGCUCAGGGUACUUAACUGUCGUAUGUCUCCGGUACGAGAUUCCCUCCCGCCCGGUGCUCAGGCACUCUUAUUUGUCCUUUCCUUUCUUAGGGUCUUUUUGGUGUUUUGUUGUUUGUUUGUUUGUUUUUUCUGGAGCAUUUGUUUUGUCUUUUAUUAUCUUGAAUACGUCAGCACAAACCGUAAGAGAUCCAACCUGGUUUUAAAUCAGAGCAUAGAUGGCCAUCAUGGUGAACCUCUCAGGUUUGCUGUGCCCCAGUGCUUGCGGUGUGUGGUACGUUCCCUAUUGGCAGCAUCUUCAGGUUACAUACAUGACCCGUGGUGUUAGUUCUAGCAUUUUGUUUAAAAUAAUAAUAAUAAAAUGAAUCAAGAGCUUAUUUCUCUUUAAAAAAGAAGUGUAUAUAUAAAACAAAUUGCAAAAUGAAAGAUUAAAGGCAUUUUUUAUACGAGCAACGCAAACGGGAUUCCUUUCAAGGAGGACUGAUGGGGACUUCUGCGUAGAAUGUUGCAGUGCUGCUGCACUGAUUUUGAGACGAGCGCAUGCUGUACAGAAUACAUUGCCUGCGUCCCUGGGCGGAGGGGCAAGCUGCUCUUCGUGGUGCACUGCAGCUUGUUGGGAUGGAAAGUUACACCUUCGAUGCAUUUUUAUACUGUACAUAUUUGUAUAUAUUAACUAUAUUGCCAUGUUCUGAACACAGAUUUUGUUAUAUCUGCUUGUUUCUGUUUCCUACAAACAUUGGUCCAUAGCAGGGGAUUUUUAUUUUUAUUUUUUUCUCUAGAAAAUAUGCUUGUAAUUUUUGUUUGUUUCUCUUCUUGGUCGUCACCUUUAAUGGCUCAAACAGGAAUUAGGGAUGGGUUUUUUGGAGGAACUGAGAGAAGCAAGGCUGUGUUUGCAUGAGAGCUGCCCAACUGCUGGCUGUACCGGGGGGGUGGGGGGAGAGGGGAAAGCUCACUCAAGUUUUGCUUUUAAAGCAUGCUUUGUCCCAUGGGAAAACUCAUACACGUACAAUUAUUCUCUUUGUAUUUUAUCUAAUAGUGCCUGAAUAUUAUUUUUUUUUAAUGUCUUCUUGGAGGAACUAUUCAUAAUUGUCAAAAUUUGAAACAUUAGCUUAAUUUCGUUUUCAUGACCUCUCAUUUCUCCCCCUUAUUUAUUUUGUUGCUGUUUAUAAUGGGCCCCAAGGCCGUUCCUGACAUCGCAGCGUUCCUCUUCCACAUUAAGGAUGUUUUUAAAAUGACUGAGAUCGUUGAGCCAACAGGCUGCUUUAAUCAAAACCAUGUUUCACUCCGUUCCGACGCUACCAGCGGUCGGAGCAGCGCAGUGCUGGAGCACCGUCCCACCUAGCGGUGCAGCUCCGCACAGCGCCCGGCCUGCUGCCAGCGCUGCUUCCGACUGCUUGCUUAUUGCCACCGACGUAAACGAAGCAAAUUGAAAAUGUUAAUGAUACAUAUAUAUUUUUUUUAAUAUAUAUCUGGUUGAUUGCUCCGUAAAUUUGUAUAAUUUAUACGAGAGGAGAUUACCGCUUUUAUUGUUUUGGGUUCCCCCAGACCGAUUAUUAACAAUCAGGACCACGUAUCUCAUUAAAUUUAAAUCAGGGCAAACCUACUGAGCGAAGGCCUUUGCUGAUGUGCAGGACGCCUGGAUUCCAGCGUGUUUAGGAAGUAUUUGUGUGGAUGGUUCCCAAGCGUCGGAAUCUCCCAAUAGUGAUUUCGUGUCCUGUAUUUUUAUCGUGGCAAAUGGGUGUUAAAAAAAAAGAAUCCCUCAACUUUACCACAGAAAACGUUACUUUUUAUGCCCAGGGAUUUUUAUUUUUAUUUUUUUAAGUAAAAUCACUGCAGUUUUAGAACUGUAAUUAAAGCCCUGAAUAAUAGAUCACACAUCUUUAUCUGUUGUGUUUAAAAGGAAAAAAAAAAUAGCCCAAACUGUUCACAUAAUCCUGAAUGCCUCAUUUCCAUAAAAAAGGUUUCUAUACAUAUAUUAUUUACAUUUUUAAACAUGGUAAUUCUUUCCUUUGUGGCAUAAAAUGUCUCUUUUCCACUGCAGCUAUUGGAAAGCGACUGCUCACAUCUGAAAUGUUAUCAUAAUUUGCAUCAGGAAACCCAACUGCAGACAUUAAGGACUUGGGUGUGUUCAAUUAUGAUUUUGCUGGAGGCUGUCCCUCAUUUUAAUGCUGCACUCAUUGAACUACCUUUCUGAAAUCUAGCUGAUACGGUUCACCAUAGACAUGCUUCACAACAUCAUUAGCUUUGCAAAUGGCUUCAUUUCAGUCGAUGCAGACUUCAGUUUUGGCCAAUUGUAAAAUGGAAAUUUGAAAAGGAAAAAAACAGAUGCACUUAAAACAUGAAAAGAAUUAUUUAUAUGAUAAAAAUAUAUUUAGAUUUUCAAAGCACAAGACUGAACAGAAGUGCUCUUUUUAUGCUUUCUGAAGAUGUUACUGUUAAAAGUCUUUCUACAUCAGGCUUAAUAAAUCUGUAAUGACAUUUGA
Lagopus leucura (white-tailed ptarmigan) is the source of this 12005-nucleotide messenger RNA. It is a transcript of the gene TSHZ2, whose product is annotated as teashirt zinc finger homeobox 2. The transcript has 3 exons. Bases 173 to 3283 code for a protein of 1036 amino acids. Gene Ontology annotation, biological process: regulation of transcription by RNA polymerase II. The record is from RefSeq and is a predicted model, not a curated record. Gene Ontology annotation, cellular component: nucleus. Gene Ontology annotation, molecular function: DNA-binding transcription factor activity, RNA polymerase II-specific; DNA binding. Lineage: Eukaryota; Metazoa; Chordata; Aves; Galliformes; Phasianidae.